Messenger RNA from Amoebophrya sp. A25, 1112 nucleotides. NCBI's taxonomy places the organism in Eukaryota, Dinophyceae, Syndiniales, Amoebophryaceae. The record is from the annotation of a GenBank genome assembly.
AUGCCCUCACAAGUGUCCUUGCAGCCGGCGCAACCCCCAUCGCUCAACGCUGACUCCACCUGUGUCAACACUUGCAAUGUGAGCGUCGGCCUCAAUUCAGGCCCCAUGGCAUGCGGCCAGGUACAGGAAAGCGUCGGUUUGUCAUUAGGGACAUCGUCUGGAGAGAGGGCAGCGCUGAACCAACAGCAGAUGACGUUCACGAACCAGGGGCAAACGAGCUUUUUCUCGGGCGGUGCUGGCGGUACAAGCUCAACGAGAGUGGCGCCUAAUUUAAUGGCAACUUCGCUCGGAUCGACACCGUCACCGCCUCAUAUAUUUGGGCAGAAUCAAAAUCUACCUCUCUCUGGUGGCGCGACGAGUGGCUGUGGCGGACUCUCUGUGGUCGGUGGAUCACUUACCGGCUCCCUUCUCUCUCCGGUAGCUUAUGAUGGCGGUCGUAGUCCGACGAACCCCUUACUAUCAUCGCUUCUGAAUCAGCUGCCGUCGAAUGUAAGCACCGCCAGAUUGCUCGCUCAAGCAUUCUCGCAUUCUCUUGAACAUCACGCAACAACAACUACUUCGGUUGAUAAUAACAAUAGUACUACUAGCUAUGGUGCGGACACUUCCUCUUCCAUGCAACUGCAAGGAACAUCUUCAAAUAACUUCCCGCAAAAAUUACCCCAGCAGAUACAACAACUACAAGACGGCAACAGUUUUCUUGGGUGUAAUAGUACAUUUUCUACGCAACAACAGAAUCUGACACCUCAUGUUCAGCUAUUAGCUUCGACACCCAUACCCACUGUAGAUCCCCGAUUGCCUCCAAGUCUACCUCCGCAGUUACCAAGCACCAUGAUUCCGCUUCCCGCUGGACCUGCGGCUUCGACAGAUACGGCGACGGCUGCGAAUACUCUUAAUGCGAAAGCGGAAGAAACGACGUCGUCGGCCGUUGUCCAACAACUGGCACAGCAGCCCUGUGCGACAAGCAACCAAGCAGGAAAUUGUGCUGGCUUUCGAGAUUUCCGCGCAAUGUCGGUCUCGGGUAGUAACGCAGGAAAUUCUAUAACCGGAGUAUGUGAUGCAGCAGGUGGUAACGGAGGCUGCUUCAAUAUUUCUCCAAUGUUGCAGAAUACCCU